AUGGCAAUGCCUGACCAUGCCAUGGACGUAAUUGAUCCUUCAUUGCUCAUUGUAAGAGAUGAUGCAGAUGGAGAUGGUGAUGAUGAAAUAUACAACAAUGACAUACAAGCAAGGCCAGUUGUUAUCAGGAUGGCAGCCCUGUCCCUUGCAACAAGAUUGGAGGAGUGUUUGGUUUCAGUAAUGCAGAUAGGACUCUCAUGCUCUGCAAUAUUACCAUCUGAACGGAUACAAAUGGAUGUUGUUGUGAAUAAAAUGAAGGCAGCUAGAGACUCAUAUCUCAAAUUCUCAAUUGAGAAGAAGAAGGAGAAGAAGAAGGAGAAGAAGAAGCUAACAAUAUUCAAGAUAGGACUAAGUUUGUUAUCUGAUCUCAAAUCUGAAGCCUCAUCUAUUUGGAAGAAAAUAUUUGAAUAA
Messenger RNA from Prunus armeniaca (apricot), 411 nucleotides. NCBI's taxonomy places the organism in Eukaryota, Viridiplantae, Streptophyta, Magnoliopsida, Rosales, Rosaceae. The record is from the annotation of a GenBank genome assembly.